CUCUUAAACUAAAAAGAGAAAAGGCAUAGAACAAACAAUUAGCAUUUGAAAGUUAUAAUUUAUAGACAUUUUAAGAAAGAAAUUAUUUACCUGUUGAGAGUGUGUUGACAGUCUGUGGCUGAGCUCCAGAAGAUCAGUAAUGAGGCAUCUUAAGAGUGUAGUUUUUACAGUAAAACAACAACAACAGCAGCAUGUUGUGUGAAUUAUGUUUUUAUUGACAUAGCAAAAUUGUCAGUGCUCUUAACAACAGUUAUUAGUUGAAUACAUUAAUGAAUGACAAUUGAUAUUGAACAUGAAUAAAUACAUAAAGAAGUAAAUCACAACAUAAGAACAAAAAAUAGAUGUGAUGAAGACCAAGUUUCAGUGAAACAAUCACAAUCCAAUCCAUAUGAUGCCUUUAAGUCCAUCAUUUUGGUGUGAUUAAGUGGCGAUGUUUCUCUGCAGAUGAUGAGGUUGUAGGAUGUGAUACAUCUUAAAAACACAACUGAGUUUAGUAACAGUGUGUCCAUGUGUUUAUGUAAAAACAAUUAUGUUUAUGAAGGCCAAAAGCAAAAAUGGAUAGUAUGUGAGCCCUUCACAAUCUAAAAGUGAUAUAAAGUCAUGGGAUAGUUUUAAUAUUUUUUUGUGACUGUGAAAGUUUAUACAUAAACCCAAGUAAUCAUUUAAACAAUCUAACAAUAUGAAUUAUAAAUCCAUUGUCUCUUUUACUUACAUAGUGGAUAAGAAGAGAGAGGUUUCCACAGCUUAACUGAGCUGCAAACACUUAUAUGUGACCAAAAACUUUAAAACAAAAAGAGAUAAGAACAUGUUUUGUUUGGAAACCAGUUACAAUUUUAAAGUUAAAUUUUUAUUUAAAUUUUAAGAAUGAAAUCAUUUACCUGUUGAGAAUGUGUUGACAGUCUGUGUAGUUGUAUCACUGAACUCCAGAAAAUCAGUAAUGAGGUGCUUUGACAGUUACAGGUUUGAAAAACAAAAGGGCGGGAAUAAAGAACCCUAAACUCUAACACAAAGAACCAUUUCAGCAUGAAAGGGUUCUUCAGAAUGCUAUGGUUCUAAAUAAAACCAUUACUGCAUUUAAAGAACCAUCUUUUUUAGAGUGUACAUGCAUUUCAAUAUCUUCUCAUAAGACUAUUCCCUGAUCUUUAGCUUUCCUCUACUGUGUAGAGAGUAACUACUUACAUCAGCCUGGGCAUCCUUGGUAAACAUCAUAUUUCUCCAGAGUCUUCAUUUAAAACUAUCAACCACAAAUUGCUGCUUUUCCAUCUACAAUACAUGUUUUUAAUUUGGAUGCAACAUGUGAAUGGUAUUGUGAAUUUAAUAGCUUGUGCUAUUUUCAUAAGCAGCCAAUUUAGUCUGAAUAGUCUAUUUUCCAGAAUAAUGGCAGGCAAAAGGAGAUUUCAUUUCCCUUCUAGUGAAGAGGUUACUAUUUUCGUAGCGAGUGUCAUACUUGAAUGGCCUUUCCACAUGGUUUGUGGAUCACUGAAUAAAUUAUGUAUUUUCAUGUCAUAGCAGGUCUUUUGAUGCUGGUGGAGAGCCUCUCUUAAUGCCACUAGAAAUGAAAGCAAAGCUGAGAGCUUUGAGUGGAAAGUGGACCUCAAUCAUAGUCCAAUCAGUGCUUCUUUGUAUUACAAUUUGAUGAUACUGAUGGCUGAAUCUUUAUUUCAGGAACAUUUGCAUAGAUAGAUUAACUGUAUGGUAUCAAAUAAAUGCAAUGAUGCAAAUGAUGGUUCAAAAUUUCUGAUCAUUUACACUAAAAUGUAUUAUUGUCUAAGGUUUUUGUCCAUGGAAUAAAAGUCAGUAGGGUCCAAAACAACAUUAGAGUAUGGACAAAAGAACAGAGAUAUUUUACAAUAUAAUGGUUCAGAAUGACAUGAGGGUGAGGAAAUUAUGCUAAAAUUUAAUUUUGGGGUGAACUAUCCCUUUAAGAACAGUAGUCCAUUCAAUAAACAAAAGAAAAAAAUAAUAAAUUCUGGAUCCUGACAAAUAUGAUGUGUUUCUCAAGGCUGCAUCUCUGUACUAAUAUUUAGCCAGCUGUCAUGUGAGGCUUUUUGUUAGGAACAAAGAAAAGCAUGUCAAUUCUCUCUCUGAUGCAAACAAAACAUAACUCAUGCAAUAUGUAUAGCUACUAAUAUCUUAUCAAACGUUUCUCUCCCCACAGAAAACGUGCCUUUCUGUUUCUCUCAGAAAAACAAUGAGCUUCUUUACAACGAUGUUUUCUUUUGUCUCUGAAAUGAAGCCCAAGCCCUUCUCAUCCAGUAGAGGGCGCAAUCUUGCUGAUAAUUGGGUUUGUACACCCCACGUUUAAGGUGAUGUCCUACUACGGUUGCCGGCGUGCUUGUUGCCGGUCGAAGUGAGCAGUGGGAAGCAGUCUGUGUAAGGACACUGAGUCAGUGUUGGCUCUUGACAGAGGAAAUUACAUAAUGGCCCUCUGAAGUCCCUGCCCACGUUCCAGUGCUCUUGGAGCAGCGUUGUGCGGGGUGUGGUCUCCGUUCACCAGCGCUGGAAUCUCUCAGCCCAACUUAAACAUCUUUCGGACUCGCAUCUCUCCUGAGUCGCGUGCUCUCUAAUUAGCUCCAUAUGAUGAGACGGAUGCUCUACUACUAACCGCGCAAGGGAGGGAUAAAAAAAAAAGCAGAGGAUUUAGCGGAGACAGGGGAAGUGAAGACUGUAUGAUAAGGAUGGGAAUUCUUCAAGUGUUGAAAACUCAGUUGCUGUGCCAUCUCAUUAUCUGUUAUGUGUUCCUAGUCAGUGGGUUCAUUAUCAACCUGCUGCAGCUUUGUACUCUACCACUGUGGCCCAUUAACAAGCAGCUUGCACGCAAGAUCAACUGCAGAUUGGGUUAUUCCAUCUCUAGUCAAUUGGUGGCAUUGUUGGAGUGGUGGUCUGGAACAGAAUGCACACUUUACACUGAUCCAGAAAGCUAUAAACUUUAUGGCAAAGAAAACGCCAUUGUUGUCCUAAAUCAUAACUUUGAGAUCGAUUUCAUGACUGGCUGGACCUUCUGUGAGAGAUUUGGCGUUUUAGGGAGCUCAAAGGUGUUGGCAAAAAAGGAACUUUCCUUUGUUCCUGUGAUUGGCUGGAUGUGGUACUUCCUCGAGAUCGUGUUCUGCAAAAGGAAAUGGGAAGAGGAUCGCAAGACGGUUGUGGAAAGCCUGCGCAACCUUCGGGAUUACCCAGAAAACUUUUGGUUCCUGUUGCACUGUGAGGGCACACGAUUCACAGAAAAGAAGCACAAGAUUAGUAUGGAGGUGGCAGAGAAGAAAGGUCUGCCCAAACUCAAGUACCACCUUCUACCUCGGACCAAGGGCUUUUGUAUCACGGUCCAGAACCUCAGGGGAACGGUUACUGCUGUGUACGAUUCUACACUUAAUUUCAGAAACAACGAAAUGCCAACUUUACUAGGCGUGCUCAAUGGGAAAAAGUACCAUGCUGAUUUAUAUGUGAGGCGAAUUCCUCUGGACACAAUUCCAGAGGAUGAGUCUGAAUGUGCGGCCUGGCUUCACAAUCUCUAUCAGGGAAAAGAUGAAUUCCAAGAGCAUUACAGAAAGACAGGGCGUUUUCCGGGUCCCAUUACAACCCCUCCGCGUCGACCUUGGGCCCUGCUGAACUGGCUCUUCUGGGUUUGUUUGCUGGUCUACCCUCUCUGCAUGUUACUGCUGCAGUUGCUGCUAUCAGGAUCCACCUUCACUGUCGUGUGUACAUCUGCCUUCUGUCUAGCAGUGUCAGUUGGUAUCCGCUGGAUGAUCGGACAGACUGAGAUUGACAAGGGUUCCAACUACGGAAAUAAAGAGAUGCAAAUGAACAACAACUGAAAGACUCAUCCACCAGGGUAAUAAGAUCAUGCUACUGUACGGUCAUGAGGGCAUUUUCAGAACAGGAACUGGCAUUAGCCAAGUGAAACCACCUUCAUGAAUGAAAUUCGAAGAAGUCACCACAUGAAGUUUUCAGAAAGAGUCGUUUGAACAAUUUAAAAUGCUUCUCUGUUUUGAUUUAUAUCAUAUCAAGGCUUUUUUUUUUUUUUGGAAAAGACAAGUAGGCCAUUUUAAAAAACGGUCUGUUUAUUAAUAUUAUUUUUUAAAUAUUGCAAACACUGUUGGAGAAGCAGAGAACCAGCAGUUGAUGCCUGUGUAAGAGCAUGUUUGUCCACCCGUCCGAGUGCAGCAGCAGAAAGGCGGAGUCAGACUGGCCUCUUCCCUCUCAUUGGUUGAUUAUGCUCUUAUACACCCAGAUGGUAAAGGCACGCCAUUGGCCAGCACAAGGCUGAGCCGACGCAGCACAACUACUUAUAGGCUUAAAUAUGACUUGUUAACAGUGGGCUCUGCAGCAAGGCAAACAAAAAUACCAUUUUAACAAAAAAAAUAAAAAUUAAAACCUUCUCUACUGUGACUUUCAGCCCCAGGUUUGUAUGUUUUUUUCAGUGAACACUCAUUGAAAUUGUACAUACAGUCAGUCAAUGCCAAACUCCCUCCAUCUCCCAUUCUCUGAUGCUUUGUGCAGAGAACGUCCUUUGAAUUAAAGUCUCCUAACAUGUAUUCCCUGUGACUCAAUCACCAACAAAGUGGCUAUUAAACUUCAGCUUUACAAUAUGCUUUGUACAAAGAAAAA
Onychostoma macrolepis is the source of this 4605-nucleotide messenger RNA. It is a transcript of the gene agpat4, whose product is annotated as 1-acylglycerol-3-phosphate O-acyltransferase 4 (lysophosphatidic acid acyltransferase, delta). Gene Ontology annotation, cellular component: endomembrane system; mitochondrial outer membrane. Gene Ontology annotation, molecular function: 1-acylglycerol-3-phosphate O-acyltransferase activity. Bases 2670 to 3812 code for a protein of 380 amino acids. NCBI's taxonomy places the organism in Eukaryota, Metazoa, Chordata, Actinopteri, Cypriniformes, Cyprinidae. The transcript is spliced from 9 exons. The record is from RefSeq and is a predicted model, not a curated record.